GACAAACAACCACUCUUCGAUCGUCCGGAAACGGAUUUCCCGUUUUUUAUUAAAUUUCCGUUCUAGUUUAAUGUCAUUCCGCCCAACGCUUCCUCUGUACAAGAAGUCGAGCACAUCAUGGCUAGCACGACAAUCCCGUGACCCUUUUGUCAAGGCCCGCAUGUCCUCGCCAUCAUCCUACCGUUCACGCUCUGCAUACAAGCUCAUCGAGCUUAAUGACAAGUGGGGGCGCUUUCUCUCACGUCCUAGCGUGCGCAGUGUCGUGGACCUUGGUGCAGCCCCAGGCGGAUGGAGCCAGGUCGUCGCGGAAAGAUUAGGGUGGACCAUGGACGCGGAAGACAAUGCAGAAGACUUUGGGUUACGUGAAGAGGCGAAGGUGCAGAAACGCGGUUCCUGGAGCGUCGAACCUAAGAAUAAGACUGCCGGGCGAGGGAAAAUUGUUGCACUGGACCUGCUGCCAAUUAUUCCAAUACCAGGUGUGCAGACGCUGCAGAUGGACUUUCUAGCUCCGGGUUCCGCGCGCGUCGUACGAGAUGCGCUGAAGAGUUCACAGAAUCCUGAGGGUACAUCGGAUAUUGUGCUAAGCGACAUGGCAGCGAAUUUUUCCGGAAGCAAAAUUCGGGACUCGCAAAUGAGUUUGGAUAUCUGUCAUGCAGUCUUCGAUUUUGCAAAGGAUGCAUUAACUGUUAGGCAAGUGGAUGAACGGGGGAAGGUAUAUGGGGGUGGGAUAUUACUGCUGAAGCAUUUCGCUCAUCCAUUACUGCAAGAGUUCAGAAAGGAAUGCCUAGAACCCAACUUCCACCUCGUACAUUAUAUCAAGCCGGAGUCAAGUCGCGCUGACUCUGCAGAGGGUUACUGGCUGUGUCGCGGUUGGCUUGGUAAGACCUAAUCGGUAUCUUGGGACAGGCAAACUCGCUUUCGACACUCAUGAUAUUGCACUCCAUUCUUCCAUCCCAAUUACUGUCAGGUACAUGGCACGUAUUUGUAUAGCAAUGCAUAAUGGACAACUACUGAAAAUCUGUCCAGCCUGUCGGACCGAAUGUCUAUCAUCAACUAACAUGCAGUCUCUCUGCAGUCCCAACCAAAGAAUUUACCAGCGGGGUCCGAAUUUUACCGCCAUAAUGGAAUCAAGGUGCGGAAAAGGUAUCAGCGACAAAUUUAAUUCAGCAGUAUACAUCAGAACAACUCUACAAUUAUAGUGCAGCCCGCACUCUGCCAGCAAGAAUAUGUUCUUUCAAGGGUUGUAUUCCAGAUCUACAGGCUAGAGUGAGCU
Molecule: messenger RNA, 1273 nt
Organism: Suillus clintonianus
Lineage: Eukaryota; Fungi; Basidiomycota; Agaricomycetes; Boletales; Suillaceae
Product: ribosomal RNA methyltransferase FtsJ domain-containing protein
Exons: 2
Coding region: 71-889 (272 amino acids)
Biological process (GO): RNA methylation
Cellular component (GO): mitochondrion
Molecular function (GO): rRNA (uridine-2'-O-ribose)-methyltransferase activity
Source: RefSeq, a predicted model, not a curated record